Beta vulgaris subsp. vulgaris (sugar beet) is the source of this 2507-nucleotide messenger RNA. Its product is annotated as transcription factor TGA6. The record is from RefSeq and is a predicted model, not a curated record. Lineage: Eukaryota; Viridiplantae; Streptophyta; Magnoliopsida; Caryophyllales; Amaranthaceae. Gene Ontology annotation, molecular function: DNA-binding transcription factor activity; sequence-specific DNA binding. Gene Ontology annotation, biological process: regulation of DNA-templated transcription; DNA-templated transcription. The coding region runs from base 832 to 2199 and encodes 455 amino acids. The transcript is spliced from 11 exons.
CGUCUAGAGAUUGGAAGCAUCCAAACGUCUCACUCUUCUUCAGCCCCUCUUUCCACUUCAUCCGACAUAUUCACACAAUAUAGUAAAUUAUCUAAAUCCCAGGUGUGGGUUGCGUUAAGCUUAGCUGUAAUGACAGAAAUUUCUUGGAAUUAACUUAAUUUAUUCAAUUCAAGGAAAUUUUAUUUUUGGGUUUUUUUUUUUUCUUUUUUUACAAUUCACAGAAAAGUCAAAGCAAGAGACUGUGAAUUUCUCCAGUCUUUCUUCACUUUGAGCAGCUCCAAAUUUUUCAUCUUUUUUCUUUUUUUUUUCUGGGUUUUCUUUUUGGUAGAGUUCAAUUUCUGGGUAUUGCUUUUGUUUUUUGCUGCUUAAUUUUAUUUUUCUAAGUUGAAUUUGAACUUCAAAUACUGGGUUUUUUUUUGGGUGAAGAAAAGUAAAGUUUGUGUUUUUAGUAAUUCUCUUCUUCUGGAGCUUCACACCUAACCUCUCAAUUAUUGUUGUUUCCUAAUUUAGGUCCCAAGUUUUGUACUAUCUUGCUCAUUUGUAAGUAUUUUUAGACCCAAACUUAGAUUUUUGUGGCUUUUGAUCUGAUUGUAUUGCUAUAUUAGGGUUUACCUAAUUGUGGGUUUGGGGACUGUGUUUCAGUUUUCUUGGGUUUUGGUGGUGAUCACUUCAUCUUCUUUAUUUGGGCACUUUUUUUGAUUCAUAUCUGUUUUGCUGGGGGUGUUUAUGAUUGUAUUUUCCAAAGGAGUUGAACUUCAAAUAAAAGUUGUUUGAGCGGGGUAUUCUUCUUGAGUUGGUAAAGGGUGUUAAGCUUGGUGAUGAUGGUGGUUCAUGGGAGUGAGGGCUGGAGUGGAAGAUAAAACGGCAGCUGCAAUCGGGAUGCCGAGUUUUGAUCCUCCUAUACCAAUCUCUAAUGCACUUGAAGCAACCUCCAUCUCUUAUCGUGUUUCUGAUUUUGGAGUUUUGGAGCAAACAACUGGGUACCUGGUGGAGAAUGCUGUAGGUCUUAAAAACACUGUGAUUGAUUCGACAAAAUAUAGCCAAGAAAUUGUUCCAUCUGAUCCCCGUCUCAGUAUCUCUAUUAAUAAGGCAUCAGGUUUAUCAAACAUAAAUCCAUCUGCUACGCAAUCUCAAGACAGUCAGCAACAAAAUCUGGUAUCUGUUUCUAGUGGUAGUUUGGAGAAUUGGGGAGAAUCUGAUAUGGCAGAUGGUAGUCCAAGGACAGAUAUUUCAACAGAUGCAGACACGGAUGAAAGAAACAAGAGGUUUGAUAGAAUUCAGUCAAUGACUCAUGGGGCUUCUGAUUCGAGUGACAGAUCAAAGGAGACUAAAGAUCAGAAGACUCUUCGACGGCUUGCUCAGAACCGUGAGGCAGCAAGGAAAAGUCGGCUAAGGAAAAAGGCGUAUGUGCAACAGCUAGAGAGCAGUAGACUGAAGCUGACUCAACUUGAGCAGGAGCUUCAACGAGCACGACAACAGGGAAUCUUCAUUUCAAGCUCAGGGGAUCAAGCCAAUUCAACCGGUGGAAAUGGGGCAAUGGCCUUUGAUGUAGAAUAUUCACGCUGGUUGGAGGAGCAGAAUCGUCAAAUCAAUGAGUUAAGAGCAGCAGUCAACGCUCAUGCUGGUGAUGCUGAACUUAGUGUCAUUGUAACAAGUGUUGUGGGGCAUUAUGAUGAAAUCUUUAGACUCAAAGCCAAUGCUGCUAAAAAUGAUGUUUUCCAUCUUUUGUCGGGUAUGUGGAAAACACCGGCUGAAAGGUGCUUUCUGUGGCUAGGGGGCUUCCGUUCAUCUGAGCUUCUUAAGCUGCUUGUGAACCAACUGGAGCCUCUGACAGAACAGCAAGUGAUUAACAUUCAGAACUUGCAGCAGUCCUCACAACAGGCUGAAGAUGCAUUGUCUCAGGGAAUGGAGGCAUUGCAGCAAUCAUUGGCUGAGACUUUGUCAAGUGGCAAUCUCGGCUCAUCAGGCUCAUCUGGAAAUGUUGCAAAUUAUAUGGGCCAAAUGGCUAUGGCUAUGGGAAAACUCGGUACGCUUGAAGGCUUCAUUCGCCAGGCUGAUAACUUACGCCAACAAACGCUACAGCAAAUGCACCGCAUAUUGACAACACGACAGUCAGCUCGAGCUCUUCUAGCAAUUCAUGAUUAUUUCUCAAGGCUGCGUGCUUUGAGUUCCCUUUGGCUUGCCCGCCCAAGGGAAUGACAGCUUUUUAACUCAUUUUUAACUGGGAGUAGCUUUGAAUUAUAUGGCUGGCUGGUGCGAAGUUAUUUGAGAACAGCACGCCAUUCCCAUUCGUUCAUAGGUCUGCAAGUCAUAUUGCCUGUGUAUUAUCGAUGUGAUGACAUACAAAAAUCCUGUACCAUAUUACUGACUAGAAGAGUUCUAUCAUUGUCGAGUAGAUCAAUGGUGGAAUUAUUAUUUUGGCUUGUAAUUCUGUUAUGUAUUAAUUAUUAUGGCUAAAAUAUUUGGAAGUUGAGAAAAACUGUGUUGUUCGAGUCUAAUCUGAUUUA